UAGAAUCCUAUUACACUGCUCAAUGACUGCCGGCUCAUCAGGCUGCAGCUUUGCUCAUUCAUGCAGAGUUACUGAGCCUCUCAUGCCAUUUGGUUUCCAAGUGGCACAGCAUGCAACCGAAAUAUGAUGGCAAGCUCUCUACCUCGGGCGCCGGAUACCCCCUUCAUGAAAGCGGGAAAAGGAUGCUUUAUACAGGUCCUAACUAUGUGAGAGAUUACAGAGCUAAGCUUCCUGAUUGCAUCACAUACAUUGGAGAAGGAACAGCGUCGGCUGAAAGAACCAGUGAAGUGGAUUACUUGUGUCGUGCUGCACCAGGCACCCCCGCACCACUGCCUAAAAACAGUUAUGUAGGGGGCAUAGGCUGGGGAGUGUCUGCAUUCAGCAUGAUCAACAGAGAUCAACUUUGUAGUGGCCAUCAGAUCAAGAUCGGAGACUUUCGCCAAGCCUGUGAAGAUAAAAUAGCGCACCAAUAUCAAAAUCCCUGGCAUCCCCUGCCACAAAUUCUUGAUGCACAGGGAUUUGGAUCACGGGCUACACUAGCAUGGGAUCAAGACAGAUAUGAUGAUUAUUUCUUUACUAAAGGGCGCUGGACAUCGCUGCUGGAGCAGAACAGUACACCCAGUCCAGUACCAUCCUACCCAGCAAAGGGUGAAAACAAAAAGAGUGAUAACUCUGAAGUGUGGCAUGCUCUGUGUACUUAGACAAAUGGGAACAGUCCUCUCUUCUGGAGCAGACAGAGCAUCAUUACAGCUUUCCGUAUGCAAGUGUGCUCAUCUAUAUCAAUAUGGUAGCCCACUCAGAACAAAAUGACAAGAGGGGAGAGCAGCUUCUGCCUCAUUCUUGAGGUGGGAUGCCAUCCUGCGUUCUCUUCCUGGUGCAAGUUCCACCAAUUGAAGAGUCAGUAGUUUAUCGGUUAUUUGUCACAGAUCAUUCAUGCAAUCAAUCACAUCAAUAUAGUAAAGGCGACCAUCAGGGGUGUCAUACAUCAAAUCUGCAUAAACGUGUGACCAUUCUGUGUGCUGAAUAAAAGCAGACUCUGCCACUCUGAAAGGUGAUUUUCUGACUCCAAGAGUUGAGAAUUUGACCAUCUGAUAAAAAUUGGCAUACAGUAAACUGUCUGAAGAAGCGGACAGUGCCCCAUGAAACACGUUUAUGCAGAUUUGAUGUAUGACACACCUGAUGGUCACCUUUACAACACGGAUAUGAUUGAAUUAAAGACCUGUGAUGAAUAGCCAAUAAACUACUAACUCUUCAAUUGGGGGAACCUGCGUCAGGAAGGACUUUGAUUACAGCUGAACGCUUAAGGGUCCUACACAUUGGCCAAUCCGCCACCGAGCUGCCCGAUGGCAGAUACGGCCGACCCGGCGGCGGAGGGGCAGUGACUGGGGGAGUGAAGUUUCUUCACUCCCCCCAUCACCCGGCUGCAUUGAAGUGCAGGCAAAUAUGGACGAGAUCGUCCAUAUUGGCCUGCAUGUACAGCCGACGGGGGACCAGCGAUGAACGAGCGCGGGGCCGCGCGACGUUCAUCGCUGGAACCUCCACACUCAAAGAUAUGAACGGUAUCUCGUUCAUUUAUGAACGAGAUCGUUCAUAUCUUUGACUGAUGUCGGCCAGUGUGUAGGGCCUAUUAGGAAGAAGUUCUGGAUUCUUCUACUCCUCCUUCAAGGAGGCAAGAAUCACUAAUUGAUGUGAUUGGUUUUAUUGAGUGGAACGGGUGCUGAUCCCUAGUUUGCAUGUAUUCUCUAAUAAAUCAUCUCUUAACUGGC
Pseudophryne corroboree (corroboree frog) is the source of this 1766-nucleotide messenger RNA. RefSeq names its product sperm microtubule inner protein 2 (gene SPMIP2). The coding region runs from base 111 to 701 and encodes 196 amino acids. The transcript has 5 exons. The record is from RefSeq and is a predicted model, not a curated record. NCBI's taxonomy places the organism in Eukaryota, Metazoa, Chordata, Amphibia, Anura, Myobatrachidae.